AUGGCAAUCUCAGCAGCAAAAUGGACUCACAUGCCAAAAGACGCGCAUCGCUUAUCAUCUAACUUGAUCACAGAUCCGGGCCGGAGUCAGCUGCCGGUAUUAAUGGUAGUACAUGGCGACGACUAUGGCUGGAAUAGUGGCAAUCCAUAUAAUGGGACAGUGCUCGCAUCCUACGGGCAAAUUAUCGUCAUCACACUGAACUAUCGCCUCGGAGUUUUCGGAUUUCUUGGACGCUGUGAAGCGUCCAGUUGUUCCGGCAACUCCGGCCUGUCGGAUCUGGUUGCAGCUCUGAAAAUGCUUAGCAAUAUUUUGCCGGCAUUCGGUGGCGAUCCAACGCUGAUUACGUUGCUUGGUUGGGGUUCAGGUGCCUCCCUGUGCAUUGAGCUGAUGGAUGAAAAAAAGCGAUUGUCCCGAAGCCAGAAAAGUGUGGAUAACAUUGUACGCUGUAUGCAGGAUCAUUCGCCGCAGAAUAUCACUCGAGCUGCUCGUAAAAUUGCAACACCGACUUUCCUGUCCGUUUUCGCACCGAUUGUCGACGGACAAGUAGUACCAAACAAACCGGAUGCCUUGUUUGGCUCACAGUACGGGUCACUCUUUCGCGAUGUUGAUUUGUUGGUUGGUGUAACAAACAAUCCAGCCCAUCACCUUCUUCCAAAUGACGAUAUCCGACUGGGCAUCGACAAAGAAAAGCGUGAAAGGAUUUACCGGACACUUGUCAGAAAUUUGUAUGACUUUCAUCGCAAGGAAAUUUUAGCUGCCAUAACAAACGAAUACACCGACUGGGAAAAUCCAAAGGAUCAUCCAAAGACGAUACGUAACGGUGUACUUGCUGCGCUUAGCGAUGUACUCUUUGUUGCACCUCUUAUUGAAACAGCCCGGCUACAUUCCACCGACGACAGCAAGCGUGCGUCAACCACAUUCAUGUUUUUGUUUGCGCAUGAAUCGAAACGCACGUCGGAAGAAUUUAUCGAAAGUGGCAUUCGCGGCUCUAUUUCAGGCGAUCACAUACCGUACAUUUUAGGAUAUCCACUUAAGAAAGAGGAUGAGCUCUAUUCCGGCUUCACACCUGAAGAUCAGAUGAUCUCUCGUGUCAUGAUGCAUUAUAUUUCAAAUUUUGUCAAAUCCGGGUAUGUUUGCCAGUCCUAG
This is a messenger RNA of Gongylonema pulchrum, 1146 nucleotides long. NCBI's taxonomy places the organism in Eukaryota, Metazoa, Nematoda, Chromadorea, Rhabditida, Gongylonematidae. The record is from the annotation of a GenBank genome assembly.